CAACAAAAUUUAUUACUAGAAAAUAAUCCACUAAAUAUGGUGGAAGCAAGAUGUUUACCUACAUUGAAAUAUGUAUCUACUCUUUUAAAUCUGAUUCCUCAAUAUUUUGCUCUUGAAGGUGCAAAUGCUGGAGAUUUUGAUGAUGCUAUCAAAGUCGAAAUUAUGAAGGGUAAGAUGGCAGAAAAAUAUGCUCCAGUAUUAGCUCAAAAUAACUUUGUAAAUCCUCCAGUUAAUAUCGAUAGUCCAGAUAUAAUACGAGCAUGGUUAAAUGAAAAAUAUCAACGAGAAACAAUUGAAACUAAGAAUUCAGCUAUUCAAAGAUUGAGUCAAGAAAGAUUCCAAUCUUAUGAUACACCAGAUACGUAUGAAGCCAGAAUCUGUCCACUUAUAUUAGGUAUAGCAAAUAAUGAUGCCUAUGUUUUAGGGACUCUUAAGACUCAUUUAUCAGAAGAUCGUGAGCUUUAUAGUUGGAUGAGAAAUGAAAAUAUAGGGGCUAUUGAUGAAUUUUUCACUAUAUUGAAAAAUAUGUGGCUUGAACGUUCUAGUUUAAAUGAAGGGCAAAAUUUCGAUCAAGCACAACCAAAGAAAAAAUUAUUAGCAAAGCAAGAUGAUAGUAUAAUAUCACAACCUGUAUUCUCUUCAUAUGAUGAAAUGCAAAAAUCCUUCCAAGCUAUGAUGGAAAAACAGAAGAUUGAAUCCAAAGCUGAGAUUGAAAAACAGAAAGCUGAGAUUGAAAAAUUGAAAGCCAAAUUUGAAACAAAAAUGACUCAACAAUCCAAAAAAUCUCGCCCUCCAGUUCUACCCAAAGAUUAUGAACAAAUGCAAGAAUUCUAUAAAGGUCAAGCUUUCCCUCCUCCCAUACCAACUAAACCAGAACGAUUGCAUUCGUCAAAUCAAAAUGCUAGAAUAGAUAGAAUAGAAUCGAAAGUAGAUAAAAUCGGUCAAAUGACAUCUCAAUUCGGGACGAUGAUGCUUGAUAACAAAAAACCCGUAGCUAAAUCAAAUUCAACAUAUCGAUACUUUUCUCCUCUAAUACCUUCUCAAUCCCAAUAUGCAUCUCCUGAUUCGGAUAAUAAUGAGAAUGAAGAAGGUAGAUAUAGCGAGGAAGAGAAUAAAUGGCAUGCUCUAUCUCAGUUAGAAAAAAAAACAGGUACCGAAUUUAGUCAGCCUGAAACAUACGAUGAACUAUUACUAAAGCUUUCACCGGCAAUGCGUAAAAUGUGUCAGUCUCAUAUAGUUCAGGAAAAAGAAUCAAAAUCAGAUGAAUGGUUUUCGUCAUUGCAAUACUUGCAUUGUAAUAUAAAUGAUCUAUUAAUCACUAAUUCCUUUUUAGAUAGUGCAAGUGAAUUUGGAGGAGUAAAUGAUGUAACAAUUAACAUCCUAAGGUGGAAAGCUAAUAAGCCUUCUGACUUUGCUAUAAAGGGCAAUUCCAAACAUAUAUCUGAAUCAUUAGAAUGGUAUACAGAUAUGCCAAUUAGUGUAAAGGACAAAGAUGGUAAGAUUGUUCAUGGUGUUCUUGACCCUAGUAAAAACCAAUUUCAAAUGAAGUUACAUGGAAAGACUUACACUAUCCCUACUUUUAGUAAGCCUCCAGGGGUUAGUGAACCAGAGCAACGAACAUCAGAUAUGCAUAAUG
Molecule: messenger RNA, 1636 nt
Organism: Cetraspora pellucida
Lineage: Eukaryota; Fungi; Glomeromycota; Glomeromycetes; Diversisporales; Gigasporaceae
Source: the annotation of a GenBank genome assembly